Messenger RNA from Acipenser ruthenus (sterlet), 3796 nucleotides. RefSeq names its product phosducin-like protein. NCBI's taxonomy places the organism in Eukaryota, Metazoa, Chordata, Actinopteri, Acipenseriformes, Acipenseridae. Bases 270 to 1187 code for a protein of 305 amino acids. Gene Ontology annotation, biological process: regulation of G protein-coupled receptor signaling pathway. The record is from RefSeq and is a predicted model, not a curated record. The transcript is spliced from 5 exons.
AUGUUGCAGUCGGUUAUAAUUCGUGGCUCUCAGAAGCGGAAGUUUGGUUGUGUUUUUCUACUCUGUCUGCCACUGAGAGAAAUCAGAGGGGAGCGGUUUAUUACGUUUCAAACAUAAUCGACACAAGCAACUGGAUAAAAUAGCAGCAAGGAUUGUGAGCACAGUGCUGCUACUGGAAGUGGAGAGAAAGAGGUUGUAUUCAUCAAGUGGAAUUCAAAUUGCUGUUCAGAUUCACAAAGCCAGAAGGCUCCAUCAAGAGCCCCGUAACGAUGACAACCCUGGAUGACAAACUGAUGGGGGAGAAGCUGCAGUACUACUACAGCAGCAGUGAGGAUGAAGGUAGUGACAGAGAGGAGGAAGGGGCUGAAGGGAGGAAGACCAUCCACAAUCCUGAGGUUCUUGAGAUGGAUUACAGCCAGGAUGGGAGCGCUGUUAAUACUGGACCGAAAGGUGUCAUCAAUGACUGGCGUAAAUACAAACAGCUGGAGAACGAGCAGCGGCAGGAGCAGCGCUCGGAGAUGGAGCUGCUCAUCAAGAAGCUGUCUCUGACCUGCCGCUCACACCUGGACGACGAGCGUGAGAAGGACAAGGAGAAGGAGCUGCAAGAGAAAAUCAAUGGGAAGGUGACCCUGCAAGAAUACAACCAGCUUCAAGCAGAAAACGACAACGAGGACUUUCUGCAGCAAUACAGAAAACAGAGAAUCGACGAAAUGAGAAGGCAGUUGUACAGCGGGAAGAGAUUCGAGCAGGUCUUUGAACUGGGGAGCGCAGAAGAGUUCUUGGACACUGUAGACAAAGAGGUGAAAGGCACGCUGGUGAUGAUUCAUAUCUAUGAAGACGAUAUCCCUGCCUGCGAGUCAAUGGCGGGCUGUAUGAUAUGUCUAGCCGCCGAGUACCCUCUUGUUAAAUUUUGCCGUGUCAAAAGUUGUGUGAUUGGUGCCAGUGCCAGAUUCACUGGGAAUGCCUUGCCUGCUCUGCUGGUCUACAAGGAAGGAGAUCUGAUUGGCAAUUUUGUGCGUCUCACAGAUCAGCUUGGAGAAGACUUCUUUGCAGUAGAUCUGGAGGCGCUAUUGCAAGAGUACGGCCUUCUGCCAGAUAAACAUGCAGUGAUCCCAACCUCUAUCCGGAAUGCCUCUAUCAUGUGUCACACACACAGCGAUGAAGACAGCGAUCUGGAAAUUGAUUAGCUUAAAACGGAAAUUCAAGUCUGUGAUAUAAAGCAACAAAUAUAUGAUUAAUUAUGAUCCUAAACAUGUUUGCAGGAACAUAAAAUCUGUAAUAAUGAUGUGCUAACACCUCAAUCAAGAUGUGUUUAUUUAUUUCUCUCUUCUUUUCUGUUUGUAAGUCAUUCCCUCUUUAUCGACCUAGUGGUCUUGACCCCUGAGCUAAAGGUGUGUUUUCUUUGAAACGUUCAGCUUGUUGUUGAUAUAGCUAGUUUUAAAAUAUAAAAUGGAUUGCUCAUCAAAUAAAUUGGAUCCACAUAUGCUCCAAUUUGAGGGACUGUGAAAGCACAGUUUUAGAUAACAUUAUGUGUUCAAGAUUUCAGCCUUCCUCUCAAACAAAAGAGAAACCCUCACAUAGUUUGCUUACCUUGGGCUGCACAAAUGUAGGGUAUGUAGUUUGCAUAACUGGAAAGAUUGGUUAGCAUUGUUUUACAUGCAGGUUGUGUUUUUUGUUGUCAACCGAAAUCUGGCAGUGGGGGGAUUUCUGAUUAUUGAUCAUACUGAACGAUACAUCAGUGAUUGGGAAUCAAUUAUUUAAGGUUGGUUUAGCAACUGCAAAAUCACCCUGUGUGUCAUCUAGACCAUUAAUUCAGUGUAUUCGUACACAGGUAGAUUAUGAAAGAAAGUGCUAAAACAUCGAGUUAGCAGUUGCAGCAUCUCAUUAGAGACUUAUAAAGCAAUAAUCUAAUCCAGUCUCAAACUAUUGCAAUACCAAUAUUCUGCUGUUAAUAAAUACCCUGAACUGUUAAUGUAAAUGUUUAUUAACAAGGGAACUAACUUUUGAGUACUUAUAUGGUUUUGGAAAGUACAUUUUCAGCCUGUCUUACUGUGUAAUUAUGAGAAUAACUCAAAGAUAAUAACAUCUUGGUAUGAACCCAAUGCAUUAUGUAAGCAAAGCUACAAAUGCAAGCCUGUGGGGGCACAGUUCAAACCUCUUGGCUGUGCAAUCACAGUCCUCAUUGAGAGUUCCCCUGCAAAUGGUAAUAAUUGUUUUUUAAGAACUCUUUCAGUCCAUUGGUACUUAAACAGUACAGCAAUGGCCUGUUUGCAUGCCACUCCACUUCUAAUUAGAACUGGGAGGCUCUCGUAGUGGCCGUUGAUGUACAUGGCAUUGUGUUUGCUGAAGGUGCUCUUACAAUGCUGAGUGGAACUAUAGUAAAUGUAAAAACCAUCCAGAGGGACAGGUCCAGCCUCUUCACAAUCAGAUCAAUAAAAGAGCCUGUUUUUAAAAGCCCAAGUUGAUGCAUUCAACCACAGCUGCAUUAAGUGCAGAAUGGAAUUAACAAUGUGGUCUUGUGUGUGCUCCCAUGCUUGCAAUGCUAUUUCCUUAAAGGACUGCUAGUCAAGGUUUUAAAAUCCAUGUUCAAUGUGGGUAAUGCAGCUAUUUCAAGCAGCAUUCUGAAAAUGAGAAGUGGCUUGCUGGUGCCUAACCUGGACACAGCAGUUUAUCUGCUGUAUAGUAUUGUAUUUGCAUAGCCUGAAUUAACGUACAAAACUAAUGAAAAACCAAAAUCGUCUAUUGUAGUCCCAUUGUUAACAGCCUUCCUUCUUGGUUUUGUGUUCCACAUGUGUAAUGUUUUGCUGUCUACACUGAUUGCUUCCCUCCCCUGCCACCUCAACAGUUCAUACGCAGCACUGAUAAUUGGGAAUCCUCAACUAACCAGUCGUUUCUAGUUCAGCAAGCGAUUGGCAAUGACGAUAACCCAUUCCUUUUUCUAAUGUCAUUUUAAAUUCCGUGCUGGGAUUUUAAAACUGUUGUUUUCCUUUCAGCUUUUACACAAGGCAGAAUGACAUUCCUGUUACGAUUUUGAUAAAAUAAUCCUUUUGUUUAAUGACAGAAAUGACAUAAACCACAAGCCAGAAUUUUUUUGUUUUCUUACAAUAGACACCUAUUGUGCUGUAGAUAUACUGAGCAAAGAAUGCAUGUUUUAGAAAAGGUUGCUAGUUGUAGAAAAUAGGUUGUCAACCUCAGUAGAGAGCUUUACUGUAACCUUGCAUGCUGUUGAGAUACAUUUAAGAGAAUACAGGAUGUACCUGAAUAGCAUAAAGUAAAAUAAAAAUAACAUUCUAGCUCCUGUUUCACCCUAGUGUAUUGUAGGUUUAUGACUAUCCAGUCUAGUGUAUACGCAUGGCAUCCCUCUUGCAUAUAAGAGUAUGUUUUUAACCAACACAGAACUACCCCAAGCAAGGAUAUGCAAGACAUUUGAUUUCUCCUGUAAUGUAGCAUUACACCCUUGUCUGUUUUUAUAGCUACACUGUACAAUGUUGAGUCUGAAUGAUGUGUUUAUUACAAGGUGCAUCUUGAUGUCAUGUGAUUGCAUUUGUUUUCUUCUUUGUGAUAAAAUGGAGGCUCUUGUGUACUUUACUGUACGUCUGAACUAACAUUUUAAACACCUUCAUGUGAAUGCUUGUUACAGUACAAAUGGUAAUGACCAGUUAUUUAGCUUAUUUAUGUACUCCUGUCAAUGUUGUAUGAAGGGACAAGCAGUUCUUAGUUUUAUACCUUUUGUACAUUUUAAUGAUUCCUACUAAAUUGUGAGAACUAAAAUGAAAUAAAGCACAAAUAGAACCUC